UCCAACUACAAAACACAAAGAAAAAUUAAAAGUUAAUAUUCAAGCUUGUGGGGGCGUUUUGCCUUUUGGGGUUCUUUCUUUCUUACUUUUUUUCCUUUAUGAUGGCUGAGACCGAGGCUGACCAUGGUUUUGAGGGGGACCAGGAGACUGCAACAACAACUACUACUAGUAGUAGUUUUUCUCAGUUAUUGUUUGGUGGUGGCCAUGAUGAUGAUGGUGAUACUCUUGGUCCUGCCCAGAGUUUUAACUACACUUGCUCUUCGUUUGCUGUGAAGAGUACACCCAAAAUGCUUUGCUUUGGGGGAUGCCAUCCAAAUGAUGCUGACAUAGUGCUUGGUAAACCUGCUAUUAAUGCUGCUCCUAAAGCUGGGCUCACAUGCAGUGAUUCUUCCUCGACUUCUUCUGGUAACAACACCAAAUCGAUGCAGUGCAGGGGUGCCAUUGUUGAAGCUCAACCGACAAGGCGAAGAACCAAUAAAAGGUCCAAAGUCGAGAACCCCACCACCGGCGGCCAUGCAAAGGUGAGGAAAGAGAAGAUAGGAGAUAGAAUCAAUGCAUUGCAGCAGCUGGUUUCACCAUUUGGCAAGACAGAUACGGCAUCAGUACUCCAUGAAGCAAUGGGUUAUAUCAGGUUCCUGCAUGACCAGGUUCAAGUCCUUUGCUCUCCUUACCUGCAACACCCGCAUGAUGGUGAAAACAACGGAGGUGAAGAAUCAAGAAAGGAACUGAAGAGCAGGGGGCUGUGCCUGGUCCCCGUUGCUUGCACUGCACACGUGGAGAAUAGCAACGGUGCCGAUUUCUGGUCGCCGGCGACGAUGGGAAACAAUGUAAUAAUAAGGCAGUGAAACUGUGAAUUUAUAUGUAGCUAGUUUUUUGAAGUAUACUUUGUUAGAAUUUUAGGGCUAACUUGGUAAAGAGCUAAGCAGUGCCAUUUUUGUCUGGAAAAAAAAGAUUUUGAUAGCUCUGUAUCUUGAAAUGGAUCAUCAAAAGGGGGUAAAAAAGGAGUAGAAAAAACCGGAACCUGGGAAAGGUAAACACCUGGUUCAGAUAUGAAAGACAUUCAUGGAAAUAUGUCAUAUAAUAUUAUGUAUGUUGUUGAAAAAAAGUUGCUUGUUCUUUUUUUUUCCCCUUUUUUUUCUUUAGGAAGCAGCAUGUGGUCCUAAGUGGGGGUUUGGGGGGGGGGGGUCAGAGUUGAAAAUCUUCGAGGCUCACGAUCAAUUUCCAAAGCAGUUUUGAGAAGAGGGCUGAUUGCAGAGGUGCCUAAUGGGUGACUUGGAUUGGAUGGGUCUAUAUAAUCUUUUGGUUCUUCUUCUAUUCAAGUUCUUUUUCAAUUUUUUUUUCAUUUCUUUUUCUUCGCUUUGUUGUGCAUGGCGGUGUCGUAUCAUGAAGCUCCGAAUAUGUGUCGAAAAAUUAUAUAAUCUUUUGUUUUCACCAUUCUAGCCCUCUCUAACUUCCUUUCCUUUGACUGAAUAUGUGGUUGUGAAACACACCGAGUGCUGGACUAAGACCAAAGUGUUUACUACUUUACAACCAUUCUUCAACCCUCUAAGAAGUGCCAAGGAGCAUUUAAAGUCGAGCAUUCUCCACAAACCUUCUCAAUCCUAGCUUUAGCAGUCUCAGUAAAACUAAGCUUUGAUUUUCAAAGCUGGAACCUCAAACUUUUAUAUCAUCCAUCACUACCCCCACUACAACACCAAUCUUGUCUUCCUUUUCGGUGGAGGCUUGUUAACUUUGCUCGUAAACAAUGGUUUCAAUAUCACAGCAUUGAAUUUGCUCUCAGUUCUUCUUACAAGGAAAGGAUAAAGCUUGACAUCAGAUUUGGAUUCUUUGCUCUUACUGCAACUAAAUUAUUCCUCAUUGCUGAAGUUCUUCAGUGGUGGUAAAGUGGAAGAGAUGACGGGACGUGCUUGAUGCUUGUGGCUUCAAAUUUAUACGAUUUAUUAUACUUUUUAUCUUCUCGAAGAAUCAUUUCAUUCCCCUUCUAUAUUUACCUCUUGCAUUUUAUGAUCUAUCGUAUUAAGA
Molecule: messenger RNA, 2022 nt
Organism: Gossypium raimondii (Peruvian cotton)
Lineage: Eukaryota; Viridiplantae; Streptophyta; Magnoliopsida; Malvales; Malvaceae
Product: transcription factor bHLH113
Exons: 4
Coding region: 99-845 (248 amino acids)
Biological process (GO): regulation of transcription by RNA polymerase II
Cellular component (GO): nucleus
Molecular function (GO): RNA polymerase II cis-regulatory region sequence-specific DNA binding; DNA-binding transcription factor activity, RNA polymerase II-specific; protein dimerization activity
Source: RefSeq, a predicted model, not a curated record